AUGAUCAAUGAUGUGGCAACAGAAAUUGAACCGGACACGGGAUCGGAUGCAAAUAUAAUGGAUGAAGAGCAAUUUGAUCGACUCCAGAAAGCGAGAUCUGAAAUACGGCUGAAGAAAUCCAGAACAAAGCUGCCAGCACUUCUUCAAGACAUCCCGGUACUAGGGGAAUGCUCUGUGACCAUCAGAAACCAAACGAGGCAGACACGAACACGCAUUAUCGUUAUUAGGGGCAAAAUGGAUUCUUUGCCACUGAUCGGAAGACCCACCUUAUCCAAUUUAGGCAUGGUUCUCAUCGACGAGACUGGAAACUUAGAAAACUCCAGGAAAAAAGAUACACACAAAGUAAAGAAAGCAGACGCAACCUACCCAAAACUUGAAGAAAUCCUUGGAAAGUAUGAAGGAAGAUUCCACGGAGUAGGAAAGGCGGAAAGAGACGGAAAAGUUAUUGAUAUCCAUUUACCCAUGAAUGAGGAUGCGACACCGAUAGCUCAGAAACCAAGACGGGUGCCGUAUCACUUACUAGAGCCUCUGGAGCAGCGCAUUAACGAAUUCAUCGAAAGUGACAUCAUAGAGAAGGUCCCCGAACAAGAAGCAAUCGGGUGGUGUUCACCUCUCGUGGUACAACCGAAAGCGAAGAAUCCUAAGGACAUCCAAGUGAGUCUCGAUCUCCGAAUUCUAAAUCAGUCUAUGGCACGCACAAGGCACGUACAAUCACCCAUCACCGAAGACUUUGUAAACGAAUUUAAGGACUGCACAGUCUUCAGUAAAAUCGACCUGAACCACGGAUACCAUCAAUUCGCGCUCGAUGAAGAAUCUAGAAAGAUAAUGACAUUCUCAACGCCCUGGGGGAACUAUAGAUACAAAAGACUUGCAUUCGGUGGCAAGAACAGCAAGAUCUUUUUGAUGCGGAGAUCGCAAAGAUAA
Molecule: messenger RNA, 924 nt
Organism: Paramuricea clavata
Lineage: Eukaryota; Metazoa; Cnidaria; Anthozoa; Malacalcyonacea; Plexauridae
Source: the annotation of a GenBank genome assembly